AUGGUCCAACUCGCAACUUCCCUGAUAGCCGCUCUAGCCGCUCUGUCGUCCCUCACACUCGCAGCUCCCUCCAAUCUAGAAGCUCGCGCACCCGUUUGUAGCAGACCCGGCAUCUUAUGGGGAAACACCCAGGAGGCAGUAACAUGCAUCAACCAGCUCGCAGCGCUGGGUUCAACCUGCGUGACAGAUUACGCAGGGAGAUCUCUGCGCAGAUGUGGAAGCACGGAGAUCUGGUCCAUCAGCCGUACCCCGAAGGGGGCUUCGACACCAUGUCAGAAUGUUGCUAGGUCUGCUGGGUUGAUUAUGGAUGCCUGUAACCGGCCUGAUAAUAAGAUCCAGGGCUGGGCGUAUGUCCAGGGCAAUGGCGACUUCGAAAUUCAGAUUCGAGGCGCCUGA
Messenger RNA from Venustampulla echinocandica, 396 nucleotides. RefSeq lists its product as uncharacterized. NCBI's taxonomy places the organism in Eukaryota, Fungi, Ascomycota, Leotiomycetes, Helotiales, Pleuroascaceae. The transcript is spliced from 3 exons. The record is from RefSeq and is a predicted model, not a curated record. Bases 1 to 396 code for a protein of 131 amino acids.